CUCUUUACAGAUUAAAUGUCAGUCUGGAAUUUCAUGUAUUUUUUCUUAUUUUCAAUGCGCGUUCAGAAGUAUUACCGUGCACACCUCCCAGGCAAAAUAAUAAUAAUAAUACGCGCAGAAGUAAAAUGAGAAACCAGCGUUAUCACUUUUUUCUGUAUAGUGGAUUUUGGGGAUUUUUUUUAAUCCCAUGUUUUUGUGUCUAUCUCUCGCCUUUUGCUGUAGCCAGACUCCGUUUGUGGAAAACCGGUUUCACAUCUCAUGACUUGGUCUAAUUGAGCCGACUUGUGUAUAUUUAGACGCCACGUCUGUUCUAAAAUUGUCAGGGUCAUCUUUCCAUUUGGAAGACGUGUAAGGCCUUUUUGAUGUGUGGUAUUUCCAGAUAUGAAGUCUGAGCCCCUCCAAAUAAUAUCGUGUCAUUAUGUUGGGGGACAAACAUUAUGUUUAUAUCAUAAACAAGGACGGAGACAGCAAAACAGUCCAUGUACUAAUAAAUGUUAUCCGAGCUGUGAAUACAGCGUGGUCUCUUGAUGAUCCUAGAAAUGUCUUGUUUUAAUUAUAGGAUCCUGAAUACCGCUUUGAGUGCGUCGGCUUGUCUGAAAAGACUUCCAUGCCUGUUUAAGUCAGUUCCCGCUGCAGAUCAUAUUGAUCGGACAGAAAGCACAGGGCAAGGUGCGUUUGCUGUGGGGCUGAACCGUUUUUUUCAUGCAGUUACAUCAUUUGUAGGAUCGGGACAUAUUUGGCGAAUUUGUUGAAUACUCAGCCCGCGUGAACCCCGCGGAAGGAAUGACCAUGGACGCUGCCUCCUCCUUGAAGAUGACCACGACGGCCAUCCAGAACUACUUCAGCUAUGUGGAGGAGGAGAACUUGCUGGCUAUCGUGACCCACCUGGAGAAGUUCAAAGAAGUAGACAGCAGAAGUGAUAGUGGACAGACGGCGUUGAUGUUGGCAUCAGAGCAGGGCAGUCUGCAGAUUGUACAGGAGCUCAUCAGCAGAGGAGCCAACAUCAACCUGGAUGAUGUUGACGGGUGGACGGCGCUGAUCUCCGCUGCCAAGGAGGGUCACGUGGAGGUGGUGAGGGAGCUUCUGGAGCACAAAGCCAACCUGGAGCAGAGAGACAUGGGGGGUUGGAGCGCCCUCAUGUGGUCUGCUUAUAAAGGACGCCUAGAGGCUUCUCGCCUGCUACUGGAGAAGGGGGCCAGCCCCAACAUCACCGGACAGCAGUACAGCGUCUACCCCAUCAUUUGGGCGGCUGGACGGGGCCAUCACGAAGUCGUCCAUCUCCUGCUCCGGCACGAAGCCAAAGUCAACUGCUCUGACAAGUAUGGCACCACGCCGCUUAUCUGGGCCGCCAGAAAGGGCCACUUUGACUGCGUCAUGCACCUGCUGGAGAACGGAGCUGACGUCGACCAGGAGGGGGCGAACUCCAUGACGGCGCUGAUCGUGGCGGUUCGGGGCGGCUACACGGACGUGGUGAAGGAGCUUCUGAAGAGGAAUCCCAAUGUCAACAUGAAGGACAAGGACGGCAACACGGCGCUCAUGAUCAGCUCCAAGGACGGCCACACCGAGAUCGUGCGAGACCUGCUGGAAGCCGGCGCUUACGUCAAUGUCCCCGACAGGAGCGGCGACACGGUACUUAUUGGGGCCGUCAGAGGGGGCCACGUGGAGAUCGUCAGGGCCCUUCUGCACAAAUACGCCGACAUCGACAUCCAGGGGCAGGACAACAAGACGGCCCUAUACUGGGCUGUGGAAAAGGGUAACACUACCAUGGUACGGGACAUUCUGCAGUGCAACCCCGACACGGAGACCUGCACUAAGGAUGCGGAGACCCCGCUGAUCAAGGCCACCAAAAUGAGGAACAUCGAGAUCGUGGAGCUGCUGCUGGAUAAGGGGGCCAAGGUCUCGGCGAUGGAUAAGAAGGGGGACACGCCCCUUCACAUCGCCAUCCGGGGGCGGAGCCGCAAGCUGGCCGAGCUGCUCAUGAGGAACCCCAAAGAUGGCCGACUGCUGUACCGGCCGAACAAAGCUGGCGAGACCCCUUACAACAUCGACUGCAGCCACCAGAAGAGCAUCCUGACUCAGAUCUUCGGAGCCAAACAUCUGUCCCCCACGGAGUCAGACGGUGACAUGUUGGGCUACGACCUGUACAGCAGCGCGCUGGCGGACAUCCUGAGCGAGCCCACCAUGCAGCCGCCCGUCUGCGUCGGCCUCUACGCCCAGUGGGGCAGUGGCAAGUCCUUCCUGCUCAAGAAGUUAGAAGACGAGAUGAAGAUGUUCUCCGGGCAGCAGGUGGAGCCCCUCUUCCAGUUCUCCUGGCUUGUGGUGACCCUGACGCUCCUGCUGUGUGGCACCGUGGCCCUGGUGCUUGGCUUCACCGUCGACCCCCGUCUGGCCGUGGCUGUGGCCCUUACCCUGCUCGCCUUGCUCUACAUCUUUUUCGUGGUGGUUUAUAUUGGUGGCCGCAGAGGAGGUGACAGCUGGACCUGGGUGUUGAGCACACGCCUGGCCCGGCAUGUCGGCUACCUGGAGCUGCUGCUCAAGCUGAUGUUCGUCAACCCCCCCGAGCUGCCAGAGCAGACCACCCGUGCCCUGCCCGUCAGGUUCUUGUUCACCGACUACAACCGGCUCUCCAGCGUGGGCGGGGAGACUUCCAUGGCGGAGAUGAUCGCCACCCUGUCUGACGCCUGCGAGAGGGAGUUUGGCUUCAUGGCCACCAGGCUCUUCCGGGUCUUCAAGACGGACGAGACGCAAGGGAAGAGGUGGAAGAAGACUUGCUGCGUGCCCUCCUUCGUCAUCUUCAUCUUCGUCUUGGGCUGCCUGAUCACGGGCUUGACCCUGUUGGCCGUCUUCAAGGUGGACGAGCAGAACCUGCCGGUGAACGCGGCGCUGAUUGCCAUGGCGUGUGCUGUGGGCCUGGGCCUGCUGCUGAACUGCUGCACGUGGUGGCAGGUGCUGGAUUCGGUGCUGCACUCCCAGCGCAGGCGGCUCCACAGCGCCGCUAACAGGAUGCAGAAGCUGAAGAGCGAGGGCUUCAUGAAGGUCCUAAAGUGUGAAGUUGAGCUGAUGGCUAAGAUGGCGAAGACCAUCGACUGUUUCACCCAGAACCAGACGCGCCUGGUCGUGAUCAUCGACGGGCUCGACUCCUGCGAGCAGGACAAGGUCCUCCAGAUGCUAGACACGGUGAGGGUGCUGUUCUCCAAAGGCCCCUUCAUCGCCAUCUUUGCCAGCGACCCGCACAUCAUCAUCAAGGCCAUCAACCAGAACCUGAACAGCGUGCUGCGUGACUCCAACAUCAACGGGCACGACUACAUGCGCAACAUCGUGCACCUGCCCGUCUUCCUCAACAGCCGCGGCCUCGGAGGGUGUCGUCGGCUGUGCGCCACGGCGCCCCUUAGUGGCGACGUCACCAGCCCGGAUGACGGCCAUGACAUGGCAGACAGGAAGGUGUCCCAACACAGCCGACUGGGCAGCAGGGCGGCACCAAGCCUCAGGGGAACAGGGUACAUGGAGAGAGCUACGCAAGGCCCGCUUGCAGGCCCCCUGAGCUUCGUCUUGCCGCAGGACACCUACCGUCGGAGGCAGAUUCAGAGAAGUCUUACCAGGCAGAUGUCCUUCGACCUGACCAAGCUGCUGGUGACAGAGGACUGGUUCAGUGACAUCAGCCCCCAGACCAUCAGGAGGCUCAUCAACAUCGUGUCCGUCACAGGUCGACUGCUGAGGGCCAAUCAGAUCACCUUCAGCUGGGACCGCCUGGCGUCCUGGAUCAACCUGACUGAGGAGUGGCCCUACCGCACCUCCUGGCUCAUCCUCUUCCUGGAGGAAACUGAAGGGGUGCCCGACAAAGUGACUCUCAAGACCAUCUAUGAGAGGAUCUCCAAAAACAUCCCGACGACCAAAGACGUGGAGCCGCUGCUGGAGAUCGACGGAGACGUCCGCAGCUUCGAGGUCUUCCUGUCAUCGCGGACCCCCCUGCUGACGGCCCACGACGUGGAGACGUUCCUGCCCUGCACGGUCAACCUGGACCCCAAGCUCCGGGAGAUCAUUGCGGACGUGCGGGCAGCAAGAGAGCAGAUGCAUCUCGGCGGCGUGACCUAUCCCACGCUGCCCCUCCAGGACACCCCCCCCCAGCGCGCGCCGGCCGCCUUCGGCCAGCACCUUCCAAGCUGCUCCCCCACAUUGCCUGCCCCCGGCCUGCCCCCCCAGCCCCACAGCAGCCAGUACAGCGGCCUGACUGGCCCUCAGCAUCCCUUCUACAACAGGCCCUAUUUUCCCCAUGACGUGUACCAGCUGCCCCGGCAGUACGUUCCCAGUUCCCAUCAUGCACUUCUGCACCCAUCCGUUACGCCUGACUUUCCCAGGAAUACGAACAGCACACUAGAAGUUAUUAAGGAGGAUGCCAGCGAGGGUCUCCCUUCUCUCAUUCUCCCUCCCGCGGAUUCCGCCAUGGCCCCCCCUGGCCCAUCCACCAUCCCACUCAGCUCCAUGACGACGGACUGUGUGUGUGAGCGACUCCAGCAGGUCGAGGGCAUCGACCCAACCAUGUUGGUGCAGUACUUGGCCACCGUAAUGAAGGCCAACAUCAAUGGCAGAGUGCUGUCCCAGUGCAAUCUGGACGAGCUUAAGAAGGAGAUGGACAUGAAUUUCGGCGACUGGCAUCUCUUCAAGGAAAUGGUGACAGAGCUCCGUCAUGCAGAGAGCCAGGUGCUUCAUGAGGGCCUGCAGGCCGCCGGUGGGCAAGACUGUGGCACGGUCGCCCCUGGCACGGUCGCCCCUGGCACAACCACCACUGACCACGAGGCAUCCAACAGGUGCAGCCUAAGCUUUGAGGACCUGAGCACUCUGACCCUGGAUGAGCCGCAUAAGCUCAGCGAUUCCCAUUGGCCGGCAAUAGUGCAUAGGACCUCCAGCAUGUCCAGUCUCAACUCCCAGGAGUCGUCGAGCGACAUCUGCAAGCUGACAGACAAGCAGCAGGAGGAGUAUCGCGACGCCUACAGGGAAUACAUUGCGCAGAUGGGCCAGCUGGAGGGGCGGGAGCCCACGCCUCCGGACUCCCAGGACAGGGCAGGCGAGGCGGAUCGGGAGGCCCAUGAACCCGCCGACGUCAGCGGCCCAUCGCUCGAACCCAUCGCCGAGGAGGAGGAGAAACCACAGUCCCACACGACCGGGCCGUCCCCGGAGCUCAACAGCGAGGAGGAGGAGUCUGGGACAGAGUACACGGACCGCACUCCGCUCCUCAAGGAGGAGAAGAGGGUGCGCGUCAAAGUGCCGGCAGCUGCCCGUCUGUCCUCCGCCGACCUCGAGAAGGAGUCCUCCGACUCGGGGCUGAGGUCCAGCGACAGCUCGCCGGAACACUCACCUCGGGACGAGAAAACGGGCUCCCCCACGCUCAUCGAACUGGAGCGGGAGAGCCACCUGGGGAGGAGUCCCACAAAGCGGAGCCCGCAGGAGGAGGCCACCCGCAUGUCACUCGGCUGGGACACGCCCUCCGAGAGGAGCUGGUUCGCCAGGCGUGAUUCCGCGAUGAGCCGGGCCUUCAGCGACACCACGCUCAACAACAACAACAACAGCGGAGUCCCCUCCCGCCGCCUCGUCGCCACCCCCGGCUCUGGGGUCGUCCCAUCGACGCGCAAGAAGAAGAGGCUGUACUUGGGCCUCGGAGCCACCGCUGUGUCUGCUGACAGUGUGGCCUUUGGGGACGAGCAGGAGAGCAUCCUGUGACAAGCCAGUCCCCAAACAGUGCCCUUCAUAACCGUGCCCUAGUAGGUCGAUUUUUUUCAACAUGUGGACAGCAAAAAAUGUAAGAUUAAUAGGUUCCAGUCCCCAAAAAUCAAACAGAGACACCAAUUUCAUCUCUAAUGUACAAAAUUGAGGUAACAAAAAGAAUUGCAGCAAGGGGAGACAGUCUUAGAGGCUGGAAAAAAUAUGCUUGAUCGGGAUUAGAGUAGGUCCCAUGUUAAGUCUUAAGUUUUGUACUGAAGCUUGUGGGAUUAUAGAAAAAAUGGAGGUCCAGUAUGAAUGUAACCACAGUAGAGGCACAUAAAGUUGCCUGUGUGUUUAGCAUGUUGUGCACCAGCUCACCAGCUCCGAAGGCUGCAGGACAGGCUGGUCGAAGGCUAGCAGGUGACAUCACUGCCGCCAGCAUCAGAUACACCAGCCUAAAGCGCGGCUCACAGCAGGCGCCAUCCAAACGCUGGGGGGCUACAGCGCGGCAACAAUCCCAACUAUUUCGGUCUUUACCGGCCCUGCUGUUUAUUACUUUUUAUAUCGGUUUAGAAACUUGGAUGUGCUCGACGGAUCACGGACACUGGCGAACGAAAUAAAACCAUUAAUCUGUUUCUCGUUGUGUCGCCACAAAUGUCGUGAUGCCUUUAAAAAAACAUUGUGUGUGUUUGCUUAAGUAAAACGAAAAAAACAAAAACAAAAACGUUCCUAUGCGCUUGGAAAGGACGCAGAGCGUCAUCUGCGUGAAAUCUUUCCGUAAAUCCGUAAAUUCGAAAUGGCGUAAAUCACUGGGGCUUUAGUUGUUUAGAAGAAAACCCACAAAAAAAUCUUCAUAAAGCAAAUCUCAAGAACCAUAUGCCCUCCAUAAUUAAUAAAACCUGCUUGUAGAAAAACUAUCUCCUCUUUCAAGCAAGUGAAUUGGCUUGUGUUCCCACUUUGCAGUUUAUCCUGUUUAAUCGAAUUUAAAAAAACACUGCAGUGGUUAUUUCCUGCUCCUGAAUAAGAGUUUCAGCAAUGUCACAGCCGCUGAUGUCCGGUGUGCAACUGGCUACAGAGUUAAACCAAGUUAAUGCCCUUAUAUGGGAUAAAAUUGAUAACGGGUAGCCUCACACCUCUGGGUUGCGGAUUCGAGUCCUGCGGACUCCUGCCUUCUCCCCGCGUCACGUGACUUUCCUUUGAGUGCCCCGUAACCCUGACUAAGAUAAGUAUUUGGAAGGUGGUGGACAAAUGAUAACGAAUGAUAGCCCUUUCCAACACGUAAAUGUAGUGAAUUCUAAAGUGUACAUGUGCAUGGUCUUGAAAUGAAUUGAAAUGAACCACAUGCAUCGUCUUACCUGAUAUGUGCCUGUGAUCUUUUGGUCUUACCGCCCCGCAAAUGUAGCCUAUUACUUUAAAUGAAGCACAAAUUACCUGAGUGAAGCGGUCUUAUUUUGGACAUACUACGAGAGAAACUCCGUGCAUUGGGAACGCUGUCUAUAUGGUCGUCAGGAGUCGAUCCACAUUACAGCACAUGGCCUGGAUGAUUUGUUACCUAAAUAUGUUUAUGUACGAAAAUUGUUUCAUUACCGUAUAUUGUAAGAUACGGGCAAAUGUGUCCCAGUAUAUAUAACCAUGUAUAUAUAUCCUGGGAUCAUAAUGUCAUAUAUAAUCUGUGUGGAUGUAGGUGUGAUUUAGAUUAGCGCAGCCCUUUGAAAAAGAAACAGAUUUGAUCCCCCCCCCCACAAUAAACCACCUUUCAUCUCUAGCUGCACUAUAAAAAUUAUUUCGAACUACAGAUGCAGAUAUUUGCGUUAAUAUUUCUCUAUUUGCUCAUCACAUGGCAAAUUCUGGUAGACAUUGUGACCAAAACGCAUUUUUACCACGUAUAUAGUACUUGCCCUACAUAGAUUUUUUAAACCACGUACGCGGACGAUUCUUAAAACGGACAGGAUGGACAAUCCCUGGUUAUAACUGUGGCAUUUCCCCCCAUAAAUAACGGUAUACGGAGGGUCAAACAACCAGUAGGUGGCGUGCUCUCCAUGCAGAAAAAGAAAAAAAUACAACGGCUCUGUCAAAGUGCAGUAAUUUUACGUUUAAACCACGCCGAUACUUAACGUUGUCAACCCAAGAGUCAGAGCCGGAUUCCUUUCUUAUACGAUGCUUUGUUAAAACGGGGUUAGAUACACCGCAAAAUAUACGCACCCUAUAAGCGUUAUGUAAAUACAUGUACAUUCUGAAAUUAACAGUAGGACAAGAUGAAGCGUGAAAAAUAGUCAUAUACGCCAGAAUAGUUUUGUACUUUAGCAUCUGGAUGGCUGGAGAAAAAAAACAAUUGCUUUGUUUUUUGAAAGAAUAAAUGAGGUUUAUCAUCAA
This is a messenger RNA of Paramormyrops kingsleyae, 8070 nucleotides long. It is a transcript of the gene kidins220a, whose product is annotated as kinase D-interacting substrate 220a. The record is from RefSeq and is a predicted model, not a curated record. NCBI's taxonomy places the organism in Eukaryota, Metazoa, Chordata, Actinopteri, Osteoglossiformes, Mormyridae. Gene Ontology annotation, molecular function: protein kinase regulator activity; PDZ domain binding.